GUGUUUUUGUUUCCUGGUAAAGUGGCAACUUUGAUCAGCUGACUAUUCGCGUUUAGAAAAAAUGGAAAGCAACACAGAAAUACAGAAGGUUGUACAUAAGCGUGUUCGAAAGGCUCCCUACAGAAAGUGGACCGACAACGAAAAUGAAAGUUUAAUCAACUUUUUGAGGGACAAUAGCCCACUAGAGAAACCAACGGCCCAACAUUAUUAUAAAAGAUUUUUAAACCGAACUGGCAGCGACUUGCAUUGGACUCUGGUGCGUUGCAAGGUAAAAAACUUAAGAUUGCAGUACACCAAGGCCAAGUCCUGGCAAAAUACAACGGGAAAUGGCACCAUGGAUAAUUGUGACACUACCAAAAACGCGAUUGUAAGGAUGUGUGUCCGGUACGAUGACUUAGAAGACAUUUUUGGCUAUAGGGAGCUCACUUCAAACUGCCUUGUAUUGGAUACCGAGUACAUUGCAUGUACUGGUUCACCAGAAGUUGCCACGUCCUCUGAUAUAAUCGUCGAGGAAAUCGUGGCAUUACCCGAGCCUCUGGUCACCCCUUCUACGUCAAAGGCUGUCCGAAAGGGUAUAUAUUCGCGUACAGCCCUAUCAGACGUUCUCGAUGUACACUCCAGCUUAUUUGAUGCAAAAAAAGACAGAAUCGAGAAGGAAUUAAAGAUGAGGGAAAAUGAAUUAAUGCUAAAAGAGCAACAAUUGUUGUUUGAUAAAGAAAAAUUUGAAAAAUAGUUGGUAGAAAAAAAAGCUGACAGGGAAAUUCAAGUUAUGGAAAUUCAAAUGAGGGAGAGAAUAGCUAUGAAAGAAUUGGAAAUGAAAGAAAGAAUUGAAAUGGAAAAAAUGAAAAUAAUGCAAUAAAAAUGUCGCAGGCCUAAGUAUUUUCUUCCAUAUAGAAAAUAAAUCGCGUUAUAUGAAGAAAACAUGUAUAACACCUUCAUUAGAAAAAUAUUAAACAUCUUUUAUUUCAAUAAAAUUUAAUAGGCUAUUGAACUGCAUACCAAAAAGGCUAAAAAUGUCGACUAAAAAGUUGAAUAUUUCGAUGAAAAUUUGUAAAGUUUAGAUUUCUAUACGAAACUAAUUCAAUUUAAAUAACUGAAGCCUGUGUUGAUAAAAACCUCUUUUGCAAACGAAUAGCAAUGGAGGAAUUAAAAAUUAAAAAAUAAAACUAUACAUAUAUACUACAUAAAAUUA
Messenger RNA from Bactrocera neohumeralis, 1192 nucleotides. RefSeq lists its product as uncharacterized. The record is from RefSeq and is a predicted model, not a curated record. Lineage: Eukaryota; Metazoa; Arthropoda; Insecta; Diptera; Tephritidae. The transcript has 3 exons. The coding region runs from base 62 to 733 and encodes 223 amino acids.